ACUGCUACAACUAAUCUUGCUUUCUAAAACCAAAGAGAACCAACAACCAACUGAUAGUCUUGUUACAUCAGAACUCUUUGUGUGAUUAAAUUGCAUUCUAACAGAGGAGCAUUGUACUGAAAAUAAACCUGGACGAUAGCUUGAUACAGAAAGUCUCAUGAAUAAUGGAUGAAGAAGGGGCUCCACUCUCUCAAGGAAUUUGACACACACCAUUGAAGAGGAUCGCUGCAAACAUGCUUCAAGUCAAGAGUAGAAUCCGGUGAAUUUGACAACUAAACUCUUCAGAUCACCAUCACUGCUCAUUUUUGGAACAGUGAACAUCACGCUUUGCCAUGGAUAAAAUCAACGUUCUCCUGUGAAUUUUAUGAAUAUUUCUUCUUUGCAACCAACAUCGCUGCAUUUACACGUAGAAAGGCAACACAGAGAACUACAGCUACAUGUACAUACUCAUGCAACAUAUUUCUAGAAUGACUCAGAAGUUAUCAAAGUAAACAAUAGGAGAGAUUAUUUUGAUUAUGCCUUCGUCAAAUUCUUGAGAUUUUGAAAAAACAACUUUGCUAGAGAUUUUCAUUGUCUAUCAUCAUGGCCGCUUGGGUGAAGGAAAACUUUAAUCGAGUCAGACCUCGUUCGCAGUCUUCGAGAAACAUUUUCAAACCUGGAAAUACAACGUCGGUCAUCUUCUCAAAGGGACUUCUGAACGCUCCUGGAGAUAAUAACUGCUUUCUGAACAGUGCUGUACAGGUAUUAUGGCAUCUGGAUGUAUUCCGGAGGAGUUUCCGUGAGAUGCAUGGCCAUGCCUGUAUGGGCACAUCGUGUAUCUUCUGUGCAUUAAAGGCGUUAUUCAUCCAGCUACAGCACAGUGAGGAGACUGCAUUACCGGCUGAUGCUCUGAGAAAGGCUCUUGCUACUGCUUUCAAAGAUCAGCUACGCUUUCAGCUAGGAUGCAUGGAUGAUGCAGCAGAAUGCUUUGAAAACAUUCUGGUGCGGAUCCACUUCCAUCUAGCUCAUAAUAUCAAGGAGGACCUAUGUGAUGCAAAACAUUGCAUCCCUCAUCGCAAGUUUGCUAUGACACUUAUUGAACAUAGUAUUUGCAAAUGUGGUGCUACAUCAGAACCUUUCCCCUUCACCCAGAUGGUCCAUUAUGUGUCCAGCACAACACUGUGUACUGAAGCUAGCAGGAUGAGGAAGGAAAGAGUCUGGCCGAACACAGAUCAUUUUGGAGUUCUGCUGAGGAAAGCUGGUGCUAUCGGUGAUGUCAGGAAAUGUCCUAGUUCAUGUGGUAAGAACAUCCAUAUCAGGAGAAUACUCAUGAACUGUCCUGAUGUCGUGAGUAUUGGACUGAUCUGGGAUUCUGACAAGCCUGAUAUUGAUCAUAUAACAGAUGUCAUCUGUAAUCUGGGUACAACUAUUCAACUCAGAGAGCUCUUUGAUGACACUGUGGAUGAUAGGGCUAAGGCUAACAGCCUUUUCCUGGUCGGUCUUGUGACCUACUACGGCAGGCAUUACACCACGUUCUUCUAUAAUACCAACCUAAGAUACUGGGUCUACUUCGAUGAUGCUGUUGUCAAACAGGUUGGUCAUAACUGGUCUGAUGUUGUGGAUAGAUGUCGGAGAGGUCAUUUUCAGCCUCUGUUACUUCUGUACGCAUACCCUGAUGGUAAAGCAGUGUCAACGGUCACAGCCCCCAAGCGCAUAACUAUGCUCAAAGGAUACGACAAAGAUGACAAGGAAAAUGGAGGACCACUUGUCCACCCAAACAAACCUGAGGAAUCACUGUUACUCAAGGUCCUCACCGAGCCAGAAGAACCCAUCCCAAUCCAUCAUUACCAUGGUAACAGUAACAGUAGCACCAUGAGUGGACAGAGUGCAAGCUCCAACGAUUCCCAGAAUACCUUGGUCUAUCAGCCAGUGGGGACAGUCCCUGAGUUCCAGGCAACGUCGGAGAUCAGGACGCCUCCAAAGGGUGAAUCCUCCAGGGACAGCAGGAGAAACGAAGCCGAUUGGACGAUCGGUAAUGACGGGUCUGUCGCAAAUGCAACCAGGGCUAGUUGGAUUCCAAAUUCCAUUGUCGAGAUAGGGCAUGAUGCCCUGAACUAUGUGCCUAUGAAGAAGCCUGGUGAAGGAAGCUAUGCCAUCUCUCAGUUUGCUCUACAAGGACACGAUGAAGCUGCGGACAGAGGAACUGGUUCCAAGACAAUGCCUAGAGUCCAGAAUGGAGGGAACCAGACCGAGAGACCUUCAUCUGCUAAGGAUUUAUCGUACGGUCAGAGGAUCCAGCCGAUGUCACCACAGCAGAGUCGAAGACCAUCUUCAGCACAGUCUAAGAUCAGUAGGCAAUCGGUUAGACAAGUUUCCUCUUCUGUUGUGAGUACAAAUGAUUCAGCCUCACAAAGGACAGAUACCGGCUCUCAGGGAGGAGCAAUGUACAAUGCCAAGACAGGAAUGAUCACCGGGCAUAAAGAAGCACAGUCUCCUCAACACAUGCCUCAACAUAGCCUCACCUUUGAGCCUUAUGGUAACUUUGCAACCGAAGUUGAACGUGACCCUGUAGCACAGAAAAACAGGCAACUGAACAUCAAACCUCUACAGGAAUUCAGUGUAAGACAGGGACCUCAAGAUGCCACUAUGAACCCAACUAAUGUUCUAGCUCCAAAUCAACAACCCCCAAAGACUAAUGUGGUCAGACAAGGAUCUUGGAGUAAUGGUUCUAGUGGACAAUAUACCGGAGAUCCCGUCCAGAGAACUUCCUCUGUCCAAAGAGCAAGUUCAUUGACUAUCAAACCUCUUGACAGAUAUCAAGAUUCCCAUAGUAGUAACCCUGAUUUGAAAUCCGAUGCAAAUCACUCUAGAGGACUGAAUUCAAAUGCAAGCUAUACAAGUUCCAAUGGUGGACAGUUUCCCAAGUAUUCAAGUGUGCCAGACCUGCAGCGGCAGAUGAAUCCUCAUGAUGAUAUACCUGGGAAACAGUUUUCGAGGACAAACCCUCCUGCAGGAUCAAGGUCAAUGAAGCGUUCCCCCUCGUUAGACCAGCCUGUAUCUGCAGGAGGUAUACUAGAUACGGCAAUCCGUAAUUGUGAACCAACUCCAACGCAGAAUCAACAGCGUGAUGGACGUCACAUACCACUAAUGAGAUCAUCAUCGGUUACUCAAAAUCCUGAAGAUAAGCAAGCCAGGGCAAAGUACAACAUACAGAAUAAGUUCCUGACCCUACCAGGAAAGAAACAGGCUAAUCAGUUCAGACCAAGUAGUAAUAAGCAGAGCUUGAUGAGUAGCAGUGGUGGAAUAGGGUACAGUUCUGCUCCACAAAGAGACACGACGUACCAUCAGUCGUCUAGCACCGAGAACAGCUCACAAGGGACAUCCCACCAUGAAGGACUCACUAUGAGACAAACACCUGAGGUGCACGUCAGCAAGGGUUUAGACAUUGAUUCCAUCGCGAGCAGGGACUCCGGUUACAGGAGUCGAGACAGGUCAAGCGCAAGCUCCGGAAGUGUCUAUUCUCUGGAUGGACAUGCUUCCGAUGUUCCACCACCAAGUGUAACGGCUUCAGCGUCCAGUAAUUCCCAUGAUAAAGAUAUCUCUAAGUAUGGACACGUGCACCAGGGUUUUGAUAAGAAUCAACCGUCACCCAUGCACCAUCAGACAAGUUACAGAGGCGAUGCCCAAAGACCUCAAACGCCUACAAGACAACUUGGUCAGCAGUUCACACCUGCUGCAGCCGACAAAUCAGACCGCAGAACUCAAGGAUCUGAGGAUGUAGUCAUUGAAUUCAUGCAGGGUGUUGAAGAACAGUUACUCUCAUCCAAGAAGGCUGAAGAGGAAGGGGAUUUGGCAUUAGCACUUGGUCUCUGCACAGCAGCAGCUUCGACGUUAAAGAUUGCGUUGCGCCAAGAUGGCUUGAAAGACCAGACCAAGCUAUUCCUGCAGACCAAGUACAAUACGACCGUGCUGAAAUCACGAGGGUUGCAUCGCCGAUUGACCUUACUUAGAAGAUCAGAAGGGGACAGAAACAUCCACAACAAGCUCACUCCACCUGCACCUCCAAAGCCAGACUAUUCAAGAGACAAACCAAUUGUGAGGAUGGAUAGCAGGGAAGAAAUGCAGCGACAAGAGCAGGACUCAAUGCAGCAGAUAGCGCUCUUGAAGAAGCGAGUGGAAGACCUAUCAUCGGUACAGGACACCAGCAGACUGUAUGGACAGAAGAGUUCUACCGAACAGACUGAUUCGUCAAGGAGCGGCUAUCAACCUCGGCAGUAUCAGAGCGUCCCAUCAUCACCUUCCCUGCAGCGUAAUAGAACGAGUGGCAAUCAGACCAUGCAGUAUGGAUCAGCUACCAGUAUGACAUCAGGCGCUCCGAUGGGACAUGGACACAGUCGGAUCCAGCAUGACCCUUCUAAUGGACAGGGACGGGUGCCACAAGGACACGGUGUACCUCAGGGAUCCUCCUUGGAACCAUCAGGACACCAAACCUCUGCUCCUCCUGUGCACAAAGACUGGAAUCAAUCACAGGUUGGCUAUACAUCGGGUUACGCUACGGUGGGGCGGAGCUCCACGCCCCUUGGUUUCACGUCCACGUCACGUCCGGCAGAGGUCAGCAGCUCCCGUUACCGAUCGCAGACUCCCACCCCCUACCUGGGAUCGACGAAACCCUCGUCGGGCUACGCUGGACACCACAUCCACACAACAGGGAACCGUAAUAACAAUGCUAUCACCCAACAGAACGGGAGAGACGCAGCCAGAGUGUACCAGAACACGGCAAGUGAGACACAACAGAGGAACUAUAACCAAGAUUGGGUCCAAAGGGAACAACCAAGACAUGGAUUGGGAAAACUUACGAUGUCUGAUACCACGACGUUCAUCAAGUAUAACAGUGCUGUACCCAAGCAGAGAGGUGUAAAUGGAUCCAGUGCAUACCCCGAGCGUGACAACGGAGACAAUCUCAUUGACCUGUUAUAACGACAUGUAUAAGACUAUUCUCACUACAUGUAUAAGACUAUUCUCACCAUGGUCAUUUGUAAUAACAAUACAUAAAGCAUUUUCAAGUUAUAACAGUUAUUCAGAUUUAUACAUUAACUUAGCACUGAGCUGUUACAUUCACCUGUAGAACUGGGCUUUUGACAAGAGUGACUUGAAGGAUUUGCUAUUGGGGGGGGGGGGGAUGUUUUUAUCCGACGUCAAUGAAAGGGAGCUCCAGAUCGGGAUGGUUUGGGGGUAGAGUCGAGUAGGGGUAGCAGUCUUGUUGGUCUGGACAGUGUUGUAGUUCAAGGGCAGGUUUUGCCUAGUUGUCUAAAUGUCUCAAAUAAUGAAUAAUGAAUAAUUUUGAAAUUAUUCAUUAUUGUAGAUUGAUGAUUGACUUGCAGGGAAGAAAAUCCAAUCCUAAUACAUAUUUGCAGUGAGAGAAAGCAAAAGAAUCUCAUGACUAAUAUAAUUUUUUUUUAAUAUGGAAACUAAAAUCAUUGUAAAAAUAUGAAAUCCAUUGUCCUUUAAAGGAAUGGAUGGAAGAUGGAGUAAUGGCAAUACUUGGUAUCCAAUAGUGUUCCCAAGUUACUAAGUUUAAACAAAAAACUGUGAGUGAA
Strongylocentrotus purpuratus (purple sea urchin) is the source of this 5576-nucleotide messenger RNA. RefSeq lists its product as uncharacterized. The record is from RefSeq and is a predicted model, not a curated record. Bases 583 to 4956 code for a protein of 1457 amino acids. Gene Ontology annotation, biological process: protein deubiquitination. Gene Ontology annotation, molecular function: cysteine-type deubiquitinase activity. The transcript is spliced from 15 exons. NCBI's taxonomy places the organism in Eukaryota, Metazoa, Echinodermata, Echinoidea, Camarodonta, Strongylocentrotidae.